Messenger RNA from Symbiodinium sp. CCMP2592, 514 nucleotides. The record is from the annotation of a GenBank genome assembly. Lineage: Eukaryota; Dinophyceae; Suessiales; Symbiodiniaceae.
GUCCAAGCCAAACAUCCUCGUGACCGGCACACCUGGCGUCGGUAAAACAACGUUUUGCGAGGCUUUGGCUGGUUCGACGCUGUUGCAGCACCUAGAGGUCAGUAAGAUGGUGCGCGAGAAAAGGUUGUACAAGGAAUGGGAUGACGAGUUGGACUGCAGCAUUUUCGAUGAGGAAAUGGUCUACGACGCCUUGGAACCCCUGCUGGAGGGAGGCGGCUGUGUGAUAGACUUCCACUCCUCUGCAUUCUUAGAUGAUGGCCUGCUGGACCUCGUUGUCGUGCUCCGUGCUGAUACCAGCACAUUGUACGACCGUCUCGAAAGAAGACACUAUCCUGAAAGCAAAGUGAAGCAGAACGUCGAGGCGGAGAUCUUCCAGACCUGUUUGGACGAAGCUCGUGAGGCUUUCGAAGAGACAGAGCUGGCGAUUUGGGAGCUGCCCCACGACACGGAGGAGCACAUGCAGGAGGCCUUGGAGCGGGUGCAGGAGUUUGUACAAAGCUACACGCCGGGGUGA